This is a messenger RNA of Urocitellus parryii (Arctic ground squirrel), 1591 nucleotides long. RefSeq names its product vacuolar ATPase assembly factor VMA21 (gene Vma21). The record is from RefSeq and is a predicted model, not a curated record. Gene Ontology annotation, cellular component: endoplasmic reticulum membrane. NCBI's taxonomy places the organism in Eukaryota, Metazoa, Chordata, Mammalia, Rodentia, Sciuridae. Gene Ontology annotation, biological process: vacuolar proton-transporting V-type ATPase complex assembly.
ACACCCUUUUCGUUUAUAACUCUCUCGGGUUGCCAUCUGUCCUUACUAUUUGAGUCCCUGUUGUCUCAUUGGCGGCUUUCUGAGCAGCUGCAAAAUGUUUUUAACUUUGAGUGGAAGUUGGGGUCACCACUACCGGACUGGAACAGUCUCUCUCAGCAGGGCUUUAUCAGGACGGUUCUGUAGUUUCACGGCCUCUGGCCGGUGGGCGAUCGGGACUGAGACUGGUGAGGAUUUCACUCGAGCUCAGGGGGCGGCGACGACAACGCCCGCCGGGAGGAGUAUGCUGCGAGGCAAGUCCCGGCUCAACGUGGAGUGGCUGGGCUACUCGCCCGGCCUGCUCCUCCAGAACAAGCCGCUCCUGGCAGGGCGCACGCCGCGAAACCUUCGUGGAAGCGAAAGUUCUUUAGCGUCUACUCUGAAGACUCUUUUGUUCUUCACAGCUUUAAUGAUCACAGUUCCUAUUGGAUUAUAUUUCACAACUAAAUCUUAUAUAUUUGAAGGUAUCCUCGGAAUGUCGAAUAGAGAUAGUUACUUUUAUGCUGCGAUUGUUGCUGUGGUUGCGGUUCAUGUGGUACUGGCUCUCUUUGUGUAUGUAGCGUGGAAUGAAGGCUCACGGCAGUGGCGUGAAGGAAAGCAAGAUUAAAGUGAACAUCACCUUUUGAUGGAAUUGAAUUGAUUUUUUAAUAUGGUAAAUGUUUUUGGGACAUUGGUGAUGAGUAAAUUUUAUUUGAAUAAAGUUGAAAGAACAUGUUAAAAUCAAACUUAAUGAGUCACAUUUGACCACGUGUAAAUUUUGACUCAUCUAAUAUAAUGUUUUGUAUAAGUGGAUUUAACUUCAUGAAUUUCCCAUUGGCAAAGGAGAAAUUGGAAAAGUUAAAUUGUUACAAAUUAAUGUGAGUUUCACAUUAUCCUGGGAAGAGUUUGAUUAUCUGACAACCAAAAAAGUUUUAUAGCUUUCAAUCUUAAAAGUUGCUUUUCAGUUAUACUGUACAUAUAUUAAGAUGUAUAUAAUGAAGCAAGCCUAAACUUUGACACUGGAGCAUUUUCCUAACUUAUCAUGAAAAUACCAGGUCCUUGGAUUUGGGAUUUUAAUUUCCUGUGGAAAAGUGCUUAAAUUUUGGACACUACAAUUAAUCUGAAUGUCACUGAGAAAUUUCACAAAAAGUGUAAUUCCUAGUCAGAACAAAUCUCUCCGGAAAACUAGGAUAAGCCACACCCAUUCAUACAAAAGGACUUUGGUUUAUUGUGGGAUCUAGAGAACAAAGACAAGAGCUGCCUGCCAGUUGUAUGCUUUUUCAGACCAACUAUUUAUGUUCUGCUUUACCCCCUGGUUCAACAUCUAAGUUAGGCUUCAUUACAAAGUUUGUGGACAUUUUAUUUAAAAUUGUAAUUCUUACUUUUUCUUAAAUUAUAGUGUAUAUGAAUUUACAUUUCAUAAACUAUUCAUAUUUCCAUACAUUGACAGUGUAAACAAUUCUGAAAACAUUUUUAUCACUUUGAAGCAUUCUAGGCAUAUCUUGAUCUAAUGGUCUUUUUAAUCAGACCUUAGUUCAUGCAAUAUAUAGACACAUAGUUAAUCCACAAGUUCCUU